UGGAACUCCUGGAAUGCUUAUGGGUGCAACAUUAAUGAACAGAAGAUUUUGUCUGCAGCUCAGGACAUCGUCUCCCUUGGUUUGAAAGAUGCAGGAUACGAAUACGUCAACAUCGACGACUGUUGGGCAACCAUGUCGCGCGAUCCCAGUACUGGCAGGAUAGUACCAGACCCGACAAAGUUUCCAAGCGGAAUAGAUGGUCUAGCUGAACAGAUACAUACUAUGGGACUGAAAAUGGGUAUAUACAGCGAUGCUGGGACUGCGACCUGUGCAGGAUUUCCGGGUUCGCUUGGGAACGAGACUAUUGAUGCGCAAACGUUCGCUGACUGGGGCAUUGAUUGUAUUACAGACAAUUGCAAUGUACCAGCAAACUGGACAGAUAGUGGGGUACGUGCUAUUCACCGUUGUUGGAAAAUUAUGCGUGUUAACUUGCCUGAUCGAAGGUACCACCGAACAACGAUUAUUAGUAAUUAUUCCAAUACGGGGAUCAGGUAUCGUCGGAUGGCCGGCGCUCUUGCGUCCGUCUCGAGGCCUAUUCUUUUUUCAUUAUGUGAAUGGGGAAUUGACAAUGUCUGGGACUGGGGAGGGCGAGUAGGUCACUCGUGGCGUAUGUCUGGAGACGCGACUCCGGCAUGGUCGUACAUCACCGAGAUCAUUGCACUUAAUGUCCAGCAUCUUGACUCAAUCCAGUUCUUCGCCCACAAUGACAUGGAUAUGAUGGAGGUUGGAAAUGGUAAUUUAACCAUUGAAGAGCAGCGGACUCACUUCGCUGCCUGGGCUUUCUUGAAGUCACCUAUUCUCCUCGGAACAGAUCUGAGCCAGCUAAGUGCAGACCAAGUCGCCAUCAUUAGUAACAAGGAGCUACUCGCAUUCUCGCAAGACGCAUCAGUCGCAGAACCAGCAAGACCAUUUACCUCCGACACAUCGUCCCCUCCACAGUUCUUCAGUGGCAAUUCGUCAGCUGGGACACACGUCUUCAUCAUAAACACGGGCUCUAGUACACAGACGAUGAGUUUCAAUUUCGCUGACGUCGAAGGACUGGAGGGUGGACAGAGUUAUUUGGUUCAUGAUAUGUGGAGUGGCGAGGAUAUUGGAGAGUUCUCUGGAAGCUUUUCGACCAGUGUUGCAUCGCAUGAUACGGCUGCAUUGAGUAUCAUUGGACAUACGCACGUCCGUAAGGACUUUAUUGGACACUCGCACUGA
This is a messenger RNA of Fomitiporia mediterranea MF3/22, 1203 nucleotides long. Its product is annotated as glycoside hydrolase. Gene Ontology annotation, biological process: carbohydrate metabolic process. The record is from RefSeq and is a predicted model, not a curated record. Gene Ontology annotation, molecular function: hydrolase activity, hydrolyzing O-glycosyl compounds. NCBI's taxonomy places the organism in Eukaryota, Fungi, Basidiomycota, Agaricomycetes, Hymenochaetales, Hymenochaetaceae. The annotation marks the transcript as partial. The transcript has 11 exons.